Messenger RNA from Phytophthora infestans T30-4, 408 nucleotides. RefSeq lists its product as uncharacterized. The record is from RefSeq and is a predicted model, not a curated record. The transcript has 2 exons. Bases 1 to 408 code for a protein of 135 amino acids. NCBI's taxonomy places the organism in Eukaryota, Oomycota, Peronosporomycetes, Peronosporales, Peronosporaceae.
AUGCCGACUUCAAUCCAGAGCGGUGACGUCGGCGCAUUGCGUCCCAAGCAGACAAAAGCUGGCGAUGUGGACGCCACCAAAACUGCUGGCAACAGUGACAGCUCAAGGCUUGAGUCACAAAUCGGAAGACGAAUCGAUCACAUGGGUUUGCUUGUGUUGCUGGCUGGCACGGCUCGUCCAUCCGCCCUGGAGUCCUGCGGAUGGCCCGGAGGCACGUGCCGCCAGUCGACGACAAAUGCCUCAUCCCAUUCCGCACGACUAUGCACUGGAACGCAAGAGUGUGGACCACCGAAUCUGAAGGCAAAUCUACAGGCAAAUCUUCAAGGGGCGUUGAAUGGAUGCCACCGCCGAUGGUCCUCUAUCACAGAGUCUGUGGCAGAAGUUCAUGCCGAGCUAUUAACGGACUAA